GUUUCAUAUACCAUCUCGUCUCUUGUGCAGUCCGGGUCUUCCAUAUCGUUUAACCAUCGUUCGUCCUUACGUACUUCCGUCAAACGGAAGUUGUUGAAACAGGGUUGCGAGAAACGAUCGCCAUCGCGAGUGCAUCGAUUCAUUCAUUUUCGACGGAAGCGUCUUUACCAAUUCUUUAAUGAGCCUGAUCGUCACACGGAUACGCCGACGUAUCUAUCGUGUCAAAGAAAAAACCAUUGACCCAACGGACGAAUACUAUCAGAUUUUGACUAUAUCGAACACAGGAUGACGUUGACAUGUUGGGAAAAACUGUCGCUUGUCGUAUUGGCAGCGAUCGGGUUGCGAAUUUUGUUACGGCUCAGCCUGAUCCUAUGGAGGCAAUACAUAGGACCGACUCUUGGUUUCGGCAUCGACCCAAAGGAUCAAGGUCGAUGGGCAGUGAUCACUGGUUCAACCAGCGGUAUCGGGAAAGCGUACGCGGAGCAACUGGCACGAAAGGGCAUGGACAUAGUGCUGGUCUCGCGAUCCUUGGAAAAGCUCGAGGAAGUAUCAGCGGAGAUCAAAGAACGGUACGGCGUCAAAGUUCGAAUCGUCGAUGCAGAUUUGACCAAAGGGCAGGUAGCUUACGCAAAAGUUGCUAAAGCCAUCGAAGAACUCGAGAUCGGUGUUGUGGUGAACAAUGCUGGGGCUAGUUACGAGCAUCCAGAGUUAUUCACUCAGAUCACCGAGGAAUGCGUAGCGCAGAUCUUGCAAUUGAACGUCGAGGCUAUAACUGGCAUCGCGAAGAUCGUUCUUCCAAAAAUGUUCGAACGGAGGAAAGGAAUUUUGAUAAAUAUAAGCUCGCUAUUGGGAAUUAUGCCGGCGCCUUAUCUGACCGUGUACGGAGCUUCCAAGGCUUACGUCGUCAAACUUAGCCAAGAUUUAGCCGUAGAGGCCGAACCGCACGGAGUCACUGUCCAAUGCAUAGUUCCUGCCAUGGUGGCGACCAAGAUGUCAAAGAUCAAGAAAACAACUUGGAUGGCACCGAGUGCGGAAAAAUUUGUAGAAUCGUCGUUAAAAACGAUCGGCAUCGAAUUGAUUUCAACAGGCUACCCACCACAUUAUUUGUUACUAGCUUCCGUAAACGUAUUACGUUCUAUAUGCGAGAAAGCUACGAUUUGGUUGAUCGCGAAGACAAUGUGCAACGUAAGGCGUCGAGCUUUGCAGGGCAAAGCUCGACAGCAAAAGAAGGCGCAACAACAAGGCUCACCCCUCGCUGCCGAAUAGUUUCAAUUUAAAUUCAAAUUGAUAAGAACUUACACCUGAAAGUGCUUUAAUACUUCUUUUUAAACGGAAAGUGUUGUUCAACUUUAUAGUUACCUGUUAAACUAUUUGUUACAUUGUUUGUACAUAUAUUUUGUAAUGUAUAAUUAUUAUAACAACAAAGAACAUUGUUUCCUUAAUCGUUUUGGCGAUUGUAUGAUUUUUGUACUGUACCGCCACAUCGUUCUUUGCACGAAUGUUUUGAAUUUGCGAUAAGUUUCGCGGUAGGUAAGAUAGGUGGUUAUCGAUAAAUCGAUCGUGUAGUGGUUAAUACAGGAAGGGAAGCAAAGAUGGCGCUCAGCGUACUUUCUCCCGCACGUGUGCGUCGACGCCUGCGCUCUAGGUUUCGAGAGGAAGCCCCCACCAUUUGCAUUCAAUCAGGAGAAUCCGAUGCGCGACGAUAAAAAAUUACUUCUUUAGUAUUCGUGCGCAAGCGCAAACAGCUAGUCGAGACGACAGUGGGAGAGUUCUUCCCCUACACCGCUAUACUUCAUCGUUAGAAGGUUAACGUGCACACGAUACAUAAGCACUUGCUUUGCGUAUAGAAUUGCUGUUAACAAGGUCUUGUACGUACAAUUUCGUAUCAAUUUCAAAGAAUAUAAAUUAACCUUGGAUUAUUUUUAAACAGCGCUGUCUCUCCAACGAAAGCAAACUGCGGAUCAAAUCGUUUAUACGGUUAUAUGAAUUGUUAUGGCCACGUCCAUGGUAUCCGUUGGAUGUUAAAUUUUCGAUACGUUUUUCGUUUAUCGAUGGUUUUUGGAAUAAUGCAUCGUUAAGAAAAGUUUGCUUUUUGGUGAAAACUGGAACAGUGUUUCCUUUGAAGGAGAAAGAGAUAAGGAUAAGGUUAACCAGCAGGCAA
This is a messenger RNA of Osmia lignaria (orchard mason bee), 2161 nucleotides long. RefSeq names its product very-long-chain 3-oxoacyl-CoA reductase. Gene Ontology annotation, molecular function: oxidoreductase activity. Lineage: Eukaryota; Metazoa; Arthropoda; Insecta; Hymenoptera; Megachilidae. Gene Ontology annotation, cellular component: endoplasmic reticulum. The record is from RefSeq and is a predicted model, not a curated record.